Apis cerana (Asiatic honeybee) is the source of this 2413-nucleotide messenger RNA. Its product is annotated as cytochrome P450 6a2. Gene Ontology annotation, molecular function: oxidoreductase activity, acting on paired donors, with incorporation or reduction of molecular oxygen; heme binding; monooxygenase activity. The record is from RefSeq and is a predicted model, not a curated record. NCBI's taxonomy places the organism in Eukaryota, Metazoa, Arthropoda, Insecta, Hymenoptera, Apidae.
AACUCAAUAUAAAGCUAAGAUAUUUUAUACGCAAUCAGUCAUUGCAAAUGUAUUCAACCAUCAGUGUUCUAUUCUAUGUUUGAUAGAAUAUAAAAAUCUGUGUUUAUAUCAAAUAUAUUUGUGUAUUUAUAACAAACUUUAUAUUACAAUUCAUAACAUCAAUUAUAUAUUCUACAAAAAUUAAUCUGAAAUUAUAAAGAAAAAUGGCGAGCAUUUUCGAAAUUUUAUGCGGCAUCGCCAUAUUGUUUCUUGCCCUCUAUUAUUAUUUCACGUCAACGUUUGAUUUUUGGAAAAGUCGUGGAGUGGUUGGACCGAAACCUAUACCAUUUUUUGGCACUUCGAAGGAUUUGAUAUUUAUUAAAAAAUCGACGGCUCAUUUUGUCAAGGAUAUUUACGAAAAGUACAAAAACGAACCAAUGAUUGGUUUAUACGCGACAAGAUCGCCUUUUCUUCUUUUAAAUGACCCAGAACUCAUCAAAGAUAUAUUAAUUAGAGAUUUUUCCAAAUUUGCAAAUCGAGGAUUGGGAGUUUUUGAAAGGACGGAACCAUUAUCACCGCAUCUCUUAAACUUGGAAGUAGAAAGAUGGCGACCAUUGAGAUCCAGACUCUCCCCAAUAUUCACAUCAGGAAAAUUAAAAGAAAUGUUCUAUCUUAUAAUCGAAUGUUCGCUAAAUUUAGAAACAUAUUUGGACAAGUUAAUCGAAAAAAAUGAGCCCAUCGAAUGCCGUGAAUUAACAGCAAGAUUCACAACCGAUGUGAUCGGUUCUUGCGCGUUUGGUAUCGAUAUGAGUUCGAUGACGGACGAAAAUAGCGAAUUCCGUAGAAUGGGCAGAGAAGUGUUCGCUGUGAACUUAACAAACGUUACACGAUUGAAAUUGAAGCAAUUCAUGCCAAGGUUGUACGAUUUACUCGGUUAUGUGAUCCCUGACCGAACAUUCGCACCAUUCUUUACACGAGUUGUGACGGAUACAAUAAAAUACAGAAAUGAUAAUAACAUUGUUAGACCAGAUUUCAUCAACAUGUUGAUGGAGCUACAGAAAAAUCCACAAAAAUUGGAAAAUAUCAAAUUGACGGAUUCACUAAUCGCAGCACAAGCAUUUGUAUUCUUUCUUGCGGGCUUUGAAACUUCAUCGACGACUAUGAGCAAUGCUCUCUAUGAAUUAGCUUUAAAUCAAGAUGUACAGAAGAAGUUACGUGAAGAAAUCAAUACAUUUUGUGCUAAAAAUAAUAGAGAAUUGAAAUAUGAUGACAUCAAAGAAAUGGAAUAUUUAGAUAAAGUAUUUAAAGAAACGUUAAGAAUGUAUCCACCAGCAUCAAUUUUAAUGAGAAAAGCAACAUCGGAGUAUACAUUCAACGACACGAAAAUUACGAUACCUAAGGAAACCACCAUUUGGAUUCCAGCGUUUGCGAUACAUCGAGAUUCGGCUAUUUAUCCGAAUCCUGAUACAUUUGAUCCUGAAAGAUUCGAUAAAGAUGCAAUGGCUAGUCGACAUCCUAUGCACUAUUUACCUUUUGGUGAUGGACCAAGAAAUUGCAUCGGUGCGCGUUUUGCGGUUUAUCAAACUAAAGUUGGAUUAAUUACUAUUCUUCGUAAUCAUAAAGUAGAAGUUUGCGAAAAAACAGUAAUUCCUUACAAAUUUGAUCCAGGUGCAUUUUUGUUGAGUCCAAAAGGUGGAAUAUAUUUGAAAAUAACAAAAAUAUGAAGUGAAUGCAAACAUUGCAUUCAAAAAUUUUCAGGAAUCUAUUAAGUUAAAUAAAAUAUAUAUUUAUGAGGAAUAAUUAAUAAUUAUUAAUAAAUAAUUAAUUCUAAUCAAAGGAAAACAAAAUAAUAGAAUAAUAAUAAUUAAUAUAUCUUUAUCAGUAUAAUUAAUUAGUAUAAUUAGUUUUAUUACUAAAAAUCAGAAAGAAAAAAGUAAUUUUAAAUAUUAGAUUUUUAUUAAAAGAUAUUAUUAUUAUGAAUUCAAUUAUUAAUAAUUUUAUAAUUUUAAUAUUAAUUAUUAAUAUUAAAAUUAAUUAAUAAUUAUUAAUAAUUAAUAUUAAUAAUUAAUUUUAAUAUUAAUAAUUUUCUUGUAUAAAUUUUUUAAAUUUUCUUAUAUUCAAAUAUGUGAUUAAUUAGAAAAUUUAUGUAAAAUGUUCCUCUUACGUAAAAACUUUUAUAAAUAAGAUUUUCAUUUUUCCAUCGCAAAAUUCAAAAUAUUUUUAUUUAUUAUCUAUUAUCAUUCAUUUUUCAUAACUAUGUAUUAAAUAUAUUAUAAUGUAAUAAGCAUAUAUAAUUAAGCAUAUAUAAUUAUAUUUAUAUAAUAUAUUCAUAUAAUUAAUCAAAUUGCAAAUAUUUGAUGUUUGUAAAACAAUUUGUACCAUUAAUAUGAAUAACUAAAAGAUUUAAAAUUGAAAUAAAUAUUUUUUAAUAUUA